Pieris macdunnoughi is the source of this 774-nucleotide messenger RNA. The record is from the annotation of a GenBank genome assembly. Lineage: Eukaryota; Metazoa; Arthropoda; Insecta; Lepidoptera; Pieridae.
AUGCCAUGGGACUCCUCAGAAGAGCAGAUGAAUGCACCCCGUGAAAUGCGCAUCCAUAUUCAGCGUGUGAUCCCCAUCCCCAAUAUUCCACCGCCGUCAGCAAACAUGGGCCCCUUCGCACCACCACCAGUGCCACAGAAUCAGGAACAACAAGAGCGUAUGUACCCAGAGGAACAAAUGGGUGCGCCCCGCGGCAUGCGCGUUAUCGCAGUCCCUGCCCCACAGAACAUGGCCCCACCACCAGAGUCCAUGGGACACUUCGCCCCACCCCCACAGGCCCAGCAACAAGAUCAAGACGAGCAGCCAGCUGUUCUUCAUCAAUUUGUCCCACAAACUGCACCUACACAAGAAUUAGAACAACCUGAGGUACAGAAAAUGCAAAUGGAAGGCAGCCCGGUACAAAUGAAUCUCCCGUACGACCUCACACAGGACGACCUGAGAUUGAUCCAUCGCACGGCGCAGGACGUUAUUGAUAAUCAACGUAGGGAACAACAAAUCGACAAUGAUAUGCAAGAGGUAAAGACAAUAAUGAACACUCUGGCGGCCGCUGCUCAAGCCGAUGCUGAAGAGUCUCAUAAUGAAGAGCAGCAGUCAGAAGACCAGUACCAACCUCAGGAAGCGCCUGCGCAGCCCCCGCGCGCACCACGCACGUUGCUUCUGCCACAGGACAUGGAUGGCAGGCCGCAUUAUAUGCAGCCCCGCUCUGUCCGCAGCGUAGACGCUUUGGUGCCCCGCGAGAAACGCGUAAAACGCUGCGCGUGCAGCUGCGGUUAA